Notolabrus celidotus (New Zealand spotty) is the source of this 604-nucleotide messenger RNA. RefSeq names its product leptin receptor overlapping transcript-like 1. Gene Ontology annotation, biological process: late endosome to vacuole transport via multivesicular body sorting pathway; negative regulation of growth hormone receptor signaling pathway. Gene Ontology annotation, cellular component: endosome. The transcript has 4 exons. NCBI's taxonomy places the organism in Eukaryota, Metazoa, Chordata, Actinopteri, Labriformes, Labridae. The record is from RefSeq and is a predicted model, not a curated record. The coding region runs from base 76 to 363 and encodes 95 amino acids.
CUGGACUCGAGAUCCGAGGAGGGGGGCACUGUUGUCAUCCGUCAGGGCUGUGAGUCGAGCUUUUGUCCAGAAGAGAUGGCUGGAAUCAAAGCUCUCAUUAGCCUAUCUUUUGGAGGGGCCAUUGGCCUCAUGUUCCUCAUGCUAGGAUGUGCCCUCCCUGUGUACGACAAAUACUGGCCUUUGUUCCUCCUUUUCUUCUACAUCCUCUCCCCCAUCCCGUACUGCAUCUCACGGAGGGUGGCUGAUGACACAGACUCUGCAAGUAACGCCUGCAAAGAGCUGGCCAUCUUCCUCACAACGGGAAUCGUCAUUUCAGCCUUUGGCCUGCCCAUCGUCUUUGCAAGAGCUGAAGUAAUUUUUUGAAAUAAGGUUUUUUUCUUGUUUUUGGAGGGGCAUUUUUUCCAGUGUAUGUGUUUAGUUGCUGUUGAAAUGAGUUAAUUAUUGUGCCUGUUUUUUGUAGUGUUUAUACUGCCAUAAAGAAAUGGCAUGUUUAAAAUAAACAGAAGUAAAGCUGCGUAAAUGACUACUUGAAAUGAAGAUUGAAAUGUUUUGUAUUUAUUGAUGUUAAGCAUUCAGCCUAAUAAACACUUUAAGUUGGAUCAGA